Condylura cristata (star-nosed mole) is the source of this 1202-nucleotide messenger RNA. RefSeq names its product adenylate kinase 3 (gene AK3). Gene Ontology annotation, molecular function: ATP binding; AMP kinase activity. Gene Ontology annotation, biological process: nucleobase-containing compound metabolic process. Lineage: Eukaryota; Metazoa; Chordata; Mammalia; Eulipotyphla; Talpidae. Gene Ontology annotation, cellular component: cytoplasm; mitochondrion. The record is from RefSeq and is a predicted model, not a curated record. The transcript has 5 exons. Bases 107 to 790 code for a protein of 227 amino acids.
GCCUACUCUGGGCUUUGCCAGCCUGCGGGCGGGGGCUGCAGAGCGGGGUGAGCUCGCUGUAGGCCGAAGUCCCGCUGUUCUCGCGGCUGGCGCCCCUCCCGCAGCCAUGGGGGCGUCCGCUCGGCUGUUGCGCGCAGUGAUCAUGGGCGCCCCGGGUUCGGGCAAGGGGACCGUAUCGUCGCGCAUCACCAAACACUUCGAGCUGAAGCACCUCUCCAGCGGGGAUUUGCUCCGAGACAACAUGCUUCGGGGCACAGAAAUUGGUGUGUUGGCCAAGACUUUCAUUGACCAAGGGAAGCUCAUCCCAGAUGAUGUCAUGACUCGGUUGGCUCUUCAUGAGCUGAAAAAUCUCACCCAACAUAGUUGGCUAUUGGAUGGUUUUCCAAGGACACUUCCACAGGCAGAAGUUCUGGACAGAACUUAUCAGAUAGACACAGUGAUUAAUCUGAAUGUGCCUUUUGAGGUCAUUAAGCAGCGCCUCACUGCUCGCUGGAUUCAUCCAGCAAGUGGGCGAGUUUACAACAUGGAAUUCAACCCUCCCAAAACUCUGGGCAUUGAUGAUUUGACUGGAGAACCUCUCAUUCAACGUGAGGAUGACAGACCAGAAACAGUUAUCAAGAGACUGAAGACCUAUGAAGCCCAAACAAAGCCGGUUCUGGAAUACUACCAGAAAAAAGGGGUGUUGGAAACAUUCUCCGGAACAGAAACCAACAAGAUCUGGCCCCACGUAUAUGCCUUCCUACAAACAAAAGUUCCACAGAUAAACCAGAAAGCAUCAGUUACUCCAUGAGAAAAAGUGUGUAAAAUUACUGAGAAGCUCCUUAAGAUUCUGGCAUGUAUGAAUUCUAUGAAAAUUAUAUUAGCUUUAUUUCAAUUUAUUUUAUUCUGGAAAUUAAGGCUGGCCAAAUGAAUCAAUCAGAGCCUGAGAUUUAUCUUUUAAAAUUGUCUAGUGUGUUUUAUACAGUUCUCUAUGGGCAUACAGUUAAAAAACAUCAGAGAUGUCUAAACUUUGGAAAAAACUUUUGGGGUGUAAUUGAAGAGCAAUUAGUAAUAUUCUAACUUUUGUUCAGCAAAAAUAAGUGGUUGAUAGGCUUCCUUACUUUUCUAGAACAAUAAAGAAAAAAUUCCAGGUCUUUUGUGGAAAGUAUUCCAUGAAGGCUUUUGUAUGGACUGAUGCCAAUAAAGGUAUUUUUAGCACUGUG